AUGCCUGUCUUCAUGCCCUACAUCAAGCGUAGCCCUGCUACUUCUGCGUUUGUGGGUGUCACCUGUGGCAGCAAGAGCUCUGUGCUCUGGGGCCUAGCAAAGGUACUCCCCAGCGAGGGCCUGCUUGAACUGGGUGACGCGAUUCCUGAUGUGGUGCUCCAUGACCCCAGAACCAACUCCAACAUCACACUCACCAACAUUCUUGGCCUGCCUAACGCUCAUCUCAUGCUCCUACUAGGCGAGCAUGGCAACAUGCCAAUUGUGCUCAAUUUUGGCAGCAUCACCUGA
Acanthamoeba castellanii str. Neff is the source of this 288-nucleotide messenger RNA. RefSeq lists its product as uncharacterized. The record is from RefSeq and is a predicted model, not a curated record. Lineage: Eukaryota; Discosea; Longamoebia; Acanthamoebidae. The transcript is spliced from 3 exons. The coding region runs from base 1 to 288 and encodes 95 amino acids.